Messenger RNA from Oppiella nova, 1424 nucleotides. The record is from the annotation of a GenBank genome assembly. NCBI's taxonomy places the organism in Eukaryota, Metazoa, Arthropoda, Arachnida, Sarcoptiformes, Oppiidae.
UGACUUUGAAUUCAACAAAAUGCAAGAAUUAUUAGUUGCCGUCAAUUGCAUACGAGAACCCAUAGGGAGCACCAUUACCUCUGAGAUGUCAGAUGUCACAGAAUUUAAAACUACCCUGGUUAUCAGGUUUAGUCAGAAAAUACAGAACUUCAUUAAAAUGGCCAAAAAUCUGGACUCAUUUAAGACCCUUUGCGGUGACGACCGGUUAGCCCUUAUAAAGUACGGGUGCGUUGAGAACCUAUGUAUGCGUUCACUUCAGUACUAUGAUCUCACACAUGAAUAUUGGACUAUAUAUGCGAAUCUGAUUCUUACUGAUGAGGAACGGGAGCUCAUCAGACGUAAAGUGGAACAGAAUCGGCAAAACAGACUCCAAAAUGCUAUCCAAUCUCUCGACUCUACAGUCAAUACAAACGAACCUGGCAACCAUUUCACCCACUUAUUGACGGCAAUGGACACCAUUAGAGACCCGAUGCCCCCGUACGACAACAUGACCCAGAUCACCUCGUAUUGGGAUAUGUUCAGGGCCACGACUGUCAAGUUUGAGUCAACGAUUCGCAAUAUAAUUAAAUUCUCAAAACACCUGGGCGUUAAGGGCGGGUCGGGUCCGCCACUACUCCUACUCCACGGCCACCCGUAUAGUCACGUGUCGUGGCGUAAAGUUGCCGAACGGUUGGCCCUAAACUUUACGGUUAUUGCCAGCGAUUUGCGGGGUUAUGGCAAUAGUUCGGCGCCACCUGGCGGUAAAAAUCACGAAGAUUAUAGUAAACGCGUUAUGGCCAAAGACCAGGUUCAGUUAAUGGAGAAAUUGGGAUACACCAAGUUUGCCCUCUGCGCCCAUGACCGCGGGGCGCGCGUAGGCCAUAGGAUGUGCAUUGAUUACCCCGAUCGUGUGGAACGGGCCAUGUUUUUAGACAUAGCACCCACGUUAGCCAUGUAUGAAGGGACCACGAUGCAAUUCGCGGAAAUGUACUGGCACUGGUUCUUUUUGAUCCAGGACGAACCACUUCCCGACGGACUCAUCGCCGCCAACCCUGACUUCUGGAUGGACCAGAUUCUGGGCACCGGUGGCUCUGACCCGGAAAGAAAACUCGAGUACGACUCGUACAGGCAAACUAUGCGCAACCCGGCUUACUCUCACGCCGUUUGCGAGGAUUACCGGGCGUCGGCCACCAUAGACCUGGAUCACGAUCGCGCCGAUAGGGCCGCGGGCCGUAAAAUUAAAUGCCCGGUGCGCGUGCUGUGGGGCGCCAAUGGUGUCGUCGGAGCUUGCUUUAAACCAUUGGAUUUAUGGCAAAAAGUGGCCGACAAUGUGACGGGCCGUGCGGUGCCCUCCGGUCACGACAUCCAGGAUGAGAUACCCGAGGUUUUGUUGGACGAGAUUUAUGAGUUCUUUUAAGUAUUAUAAAUUAUCUUAAAACGCCAGG